Leptopilina heterotoma is the source of this 2271-nucleotide messenger RNA. RefSeq names its product facilitated trehalose transporter Tret1-like. Gene Ontology annotation, cellular component: membrane. Gene Ontology annotation, molecular function: transmembrane transporter activity. The transcript is spliced from 4 exons. Bases 622 to 2034 code for a protein of 470 amino acids. The record is from RefSeq and is a predicted model, not a curated record. Lineage: Eukaryota; Metazoa; Arthropoda; Insecta; Hymenoptera; Figitidae. Gene Ontology annotation, biological process: transmembrane transport.
UGUCCUAUAUAUAGAGAAGUUAAAGGAAAAUUUAAUCGUCUCGACUCUUUUCGUUGUCACACAAAUUACCUCCACUCUAUUCGCUCACAAACGCUGUACGUACGUCCAAUUAAAAUCUAAUUAUUCAAUCACCUAUAAUUUUCCAUUUUAGUGUAAUAAAAAUCAUGUACGAAUUCAUUGCGAGAUAAGAGGAGUUCAACUCACAUGGUCUCGCGACCGAUUCGCGUAAAGACAAUGAGAAAAUCACAGAAGGAGAAUAUUAUUGUUUAGAGCGGCAAGUGUGUGUGACAGAAAAAAAGUGAAAGAACUGAAAAGUCAUUACUGUUUCAAAAUUCGUUCAGGCAGUAACAGUUUUUGAAUUUAUUAAAUUAGGAGGCAAUUUUUUGCAAAAGUUAAUUGAACUUACAAGAAUUUAUUUCUUACUUUUCUUUUCAUAGAAGUAUUUUUUCUUCUUUCUUUUAUCAAACCGAUUUCCGAGGUUUGGUCAAAAAAAUAGUUUUCGAGAAUUGCUCUUGACGACUGUUCACAAAUGUAAUCGAUAAAUUGUGAUCUUGUACAAUUAAAGUGAAAAAUAUAUGAAGAAUUUUUUGAAAUUAAAAUUUUAAUAAGAAGGAAGUAAGAAUGUCUGAGAAAAAAGUAAUGCCUCCGAUACCGGGGAAAAGUCGACAAUAUUUAGCUGCAACUACAGUGAGUCUAUCAGCCCUGGCUUAUGGAACAUCACUAGGAUGGGUGGCUCCCGUCCUCCCGCGUCUCUUGAGCCAGGACACACCAGUGGGAAGUGAACCCAUGACAGACGAGACAGCCUCCUGGCUAAUUAGCGCCCUAUGCCUGGGUGGCUUAGUAAUGACUCCAAUCUUAGGACCACUUGCCGAGAAAUUUGGAAGAAAAUUUGUCGGCUGCCUGAUAGCAUUGCCCUUGGUACUUAGUUGGCUCCUAAAGAUUUUCGCACAAGACUCAAGUUAUCUCAUAGCCGCGAGAUUCGUUGCCGGUUGCGGUGGUGCUGGAUGCAUUUUUAUCAUCUCCCUCUACAUUUCCGAGACGACAAGCGACGCAAUUCGAGGGACGGCCGGAAGUUUUUUGGUUCUCUUUCUAAAUAUUGGAAUUCUCCUCUCAUAUAUCAUUGGACCGAUAUUAUCAUUCAAAUUCUUUGGCAUUGUUUGCCUUUGUCUGCCCGUAUUUUAUCUCGGCUGCUUUGUCUUCCUGCCGGAAACACCUGUGUACUUAAUUAGAAAUAAUAGACUUAAUGAUGCAAUCAAAUCAUUGUCAUGGUUGAAGGGGGGAAACAAGGCGGCGAUCGAACAGGAAUUGGCGUACCUUCAGGGACAGGUAAAGGAGACGAGUUUUUCGAAAUCGUCAAAACUUUCCGAUCUCUUUAAGGAGAAGGGAACAGUUAAGGGACUGAUUAUAGCAUUCAUUCUUUUGGGUGGACAACAAAUGUGUGGAAUGUUCGUGAUGCUGAGUUAUGCGACGAAAAUUUUUGAAAUGUCCGGCAGUUCAAUAUCACCGGAUAUAUCGACGAUCAUCAUUGGAAUAAUGCAACUAAUUGGCUCCUAUAUUUCGACAUUCCUCAUCGAAAGGGCGGGAAGAAAAUUACUGACCAUUAUCUCCUGUGGACUGAUGUGCACUUGUCAUGUUGUUCUCGGAAUCUUUUGUCACUUUCAAGCUAGGGAUUAUGAUCUAACGUCAAUUGGAUGGAUUCCGGUGAUUGCUCUGUCGACUUUUGUCCUGGCUCACUGUUUAGGUUUGGGUCCCGUACCAUUUAUUGUGGUGUCGGAAAUUUUCAAACCUGACGUUGCGAGUUUAGCGAGUUCGAUAUCAUUGAGUUCACUGUGGAUUCUCCUCUUUCUGAUAGUGAAAUUCUUCGCUUCAUUGAUGGCACUAAUUGGAAUUGCUAAUUGUUUUUUCCUUCUAGCUGUAUUUUGUGCUUGUACACUAUUUCUAACGGUGGUAAUGGUUCCGGAGACGAAGGGACGAACUAUCGAAUCUAUUUUCAAUGAACUUAACGGAACGACACAAUCUAACGUUAAGGCUUAGUUUAUAUAAUUUAGUACAAAUUUUUGUAACUUAUAACUAGGAUUUGAAUUAUGAUUACUAUUUUUAUUUUGUUAUUACUAUUAUCAUCAUUAUUGUUAUAAUACGAUAGUAAUUAUUCCAAAACGUUUAUCUAGCGAAAGUGUUGAAUUCCAAAACGUUUAUCUAGCGAAACUAAAAUUCCAAAACGUUUAUCUUCAACGAAAGUGUAAAUACAAAAAUAAUAUUUUGAUCUUACCU